Tachyglossus aculeatus (Australian echidna) is the source of this 1543-nucleotide messenger RNA. It is a transcript of the gene TREX2, whose product is annotated as three prime repair exonuclease 2. Gene Ontology annotation, cellular component: cytoplasm. The transcript is spliced from 3 exons. NCBI's taxonomy places the organism in Eukaryota, Metazoa, Chordata, Mammalia, Monotremata, Tachyglossidae. Gene Ontology annotation, molecular function: nucleic acid binding; 3'-5'-DNA exonuclease activity. The record is from RefSeq and is a predicted model, not a curated record. Gene Ontology annotation, biological process: DNA catabolic process. The coding region runs from base 223 to 945 and encodes 240 amino acids.
GAAAAUUAAUAUGAAGCUACCUUACUUCCCUAUCUGCUGGCCUGACGGGCCUUUCGAAAAUAAGUUCGGCUCUGCCGAUGAUGAAAGAAAGGGGCGUGGUGGAACAGCCAAUGAUUAUAAGACUUGUUUGAACACGUUCUUCAAACCAGCCCCAAGACUUUUCAAACCAUAAAACACGAGCAAAGUCCUCAAGAUACCUCUCUCUCAACUGGUUUCCACGGAAUGUCGGAAUCUCAGAAGUGUGAAACCUUUGUCUUCCUGGACUUGGAAGCUACCGGCCUUCCCGAUGCCUAUCCCCAAAUAGCAGAGAUCUCCCUAUUUGCCAUCCACCGCGUCUCUCUGGAGCAUCCCGUGUGGGAUGAGUCCGGCGACCUGUUGCUGCCCCGGGUCCUGGACAAGCUUACUCUCUGCAUGAAUCCCGAGCAGCCCUUCACGCCGAAGGCCGCCAAGAUCACUGGCCUGAAUAAUCAGAACCUGACAGACAACCAGAAGCCGUGCUUCGAUGGCACAGUGGUGAAGAUCCUGAGGGAGUUCCUUAGCAGGCAGGUGUCCCCCAUUUGCCUGGUUGCUCACAAUGGCUUUGCCUACGACUUUCCGCUCCUGCGGACAGAGCUGCAGCGACUGGGUGCCAACCUGCUUGAGGAUACCUACUGCCUCGACACCCUCCCCGCAUUGAAGGGCCUAGACAAAGCCCACGAUCACGGCACCAGGUCGCGCCGUGGCAAGAGCUACCGACUUGGGAACUUGUACCGGCAGUAUUUCGGGGAUGACCCAAAGGCCGCCCAUUCAGCUGAGGGAGAUGUCUACACACUGGUCAUGGUCUUCCUCCACAGGGCUCCUGAACUCCUUCAGUGGGCCGGCACCAAGGCCCGGAGCUGGGAUGAGAUCGAGCCCAUGUAUUCACCCGGUCCCAGAAGGUCCAGCGGGCGAAGCCGCAACGCCUGAGCCUUCCCGGAUGUGGCUAUGCCAGUCUGGAGAAGGGCCUCCCACCAGGAGCAGGCUCCAAGGCGAGGAAUGAAGGCAAGCACCCCAAAUUUUCCUGCCGUUUUUACAGUAGAAACAGUGAAACCAGUAACAGCUCUCCCUUGCCCUUAUCAUUGGAUCAGUGUCUCUUUUUCCAGUCCUGCUCUCUCUGUCCUGACACUAACCCAGUAGUCCUCAGCAAUAUUUAAUUGACCUUAUCUCCACCGUGGCAUUGAGUCUGCGAGUUCACUAUAAAUGAAUUUAUCCCAAAUUCUGGAGAAACAGGUGCCUUCUCCGCUGACUGACUUGUAAAAACCUGCCCCUUAUUCUGCAGGCCCUCGAUGCCCCCAGUGAUAGUGACCGCUUUUGGAGAAGGCUUGUACUCCCCACACUAAAUUUAUCUCUACCUGAAAGACUGAAGGGAUUAUUCUUGAAUCUUUGCCCUGGGCCAGCAUCAACACCAUUUACAAAUAUAAAAAAGUGAAAUCUCUCCUAACUUCAAUUUGUAUUAUAUAAUGAAAUAUCUGACAAUAAUCGUACCCCAGCCCGUCUCCAGAUCUAAUAAAUGAAUGUGGUUCCA